CCAUAGGCAAGUCAACAAUCAAAGGAGAGGGACUUUAUUUUACAGGGUAAGGAGGAAAGCAGGAAGGGUUGUUUUGAAUGAAAGUCCAUCAGAGGAACGCAAGAAUUCAGGGUGUUGAUGGUUUCUCACUGGCUGAGUUGUUGGGGUCCUCGAUUUCUGUUUGGGAUAGGAUGCUCAUUUUCCUGUAAUUGACAGUUUUUUCCUAUUGACACCUUCUGUUGGGGUCUGUAAUUGAUGGGAGUGGUACUGCGUGGGAGCUCCCCCUUCUAGCCUCCUGACUCUGCUUUAAAUGAAGUUUACUUUUAUAAAUUUUCACAAGCACGGAUGAGACAAUUUCAGAGAGUGAUAAGCACUAUGAAAACGCUAGGACGGCCAGCAACCAGGUGCUGAGCAGAGCCGUGCUUGUAAACCAGCGACUCAGGCUCGCGCCUCGACCUGGUCCUGAUGGCUCAGGGCCCUUUAACACGGGGAGCAGGUCCUUCUGGGAACCGUAGUCCGUUGGGGCGGCAGCUUGGCUUCCGGACCACAGCUUCCGGACCACAGCUCCUGGCAGGCUGGCGGUAUGGAUCCGAUGGUGGUGGCUGCUGCUGCCGAGCGGAACAAGGAUCCCAUCCUGCGUGUGCUGCAGCAGUACGUGGACCCGGCCCAGUGUGGCCUCCGCGUGCUCGAGGUGGCCUCGGGCUCCGGCCAGCAUGUGGCCCACUUCGCGCGCUCCUUCCCCCAUGCCGAGUGGCAGCCGUCAGAUGUGGACCAGCGCUGCCUGAACAGCAUCUCAGCCACCACUCAGGCCCAGGGGCUGUCCAACGUGAAGACCCCGCUGUACCUGGAUGUGACCUGGGAUUGGGAGCAGUGGGGUGGGAUCCUGCCACAGUCGCUGGACCUGCUGCUCUGCAUCAACAUGAUCCACAUCAGCCCCCUGAACUGCACUGAGGGGCUCUUCAGAGCAGCAGGACACCUGCUCAAGCCCAAGGCACUGCUCAUCACCUACGGGCCCUUUGCCAUCAACGGGAAGGUCUCUCCCCAGAGUAACGUGGACUUUGAUCAGACCCUCAGAUGCAGGAACCCUGAGUGGGGGCUGCGGGAUACAGCCCUUCUGGAGGACCUGGGCCGGGCCAGCGGCCUGCUCCUGGAGAGGAUGGUGGACAUGCCAGCCAACAACAAAUGCCUGAUUUUCCAGAAAGAGUAACCCCUCCUUCUCCCACAUGCCUGUGUUCCCACUGAGGCCUCUUCUGGGACAGUGCCUGGGCUGGCCCGGUGGUGCAGCAGUUAAGUGUGCACGUUCUGCUUCUCAGCGGCCCGGGGUCUGCCCGUUGGGACAGUGCCAGACCUCUAGCCCCUGCCUCCCUGGGCCAGGGCAUGGGGACUGGCCCUGCCUAGCCUUGGGGCUCUUGGCCAGUGGCCACAGGGCUGCUGAAAGGCUGAGAAUAAAGCAUUUCCUGUUGCCCGUU
This is a messenger RNA of Equus quagga, 1448 nucleotides long. It is a transcript of the gene METTL26, whose product is annotated as methyltransferase like 26. The record is from RefSeq and is a predicted model, not a curated record. The transcript is spliced from 6 exons. The coding region runs from base 563 to 1186 and encodes 207 amino acids. NCBI's taxonomy places the organism in Eukaryota, Metazoa, Chordata, Mammalia, Perissodactyla, Equidae.